AUGUUCGUGGAAGCAUCGAUCGUGGUCGGAGCAAUCCUGUGCGCCAAAGCUGGGGCGAUGACGUACGCGUACGUGUACCAUCGGGAGAGCUUCGACCGGCAAUGCGCGAACUGCGAAAGGGCCACGAGUGGGUUUGAUUUUAGUGGUGGUGGUGGUGAUAAAAAGGGUGAGACUGGAAAGGAAACCGGCGACGACGACGAAAGAGGGACGAGCGAGGAACCGUCGGCGCCGAAGCGGAUGAAAGACGUAAAGAAAGGACGGAGUUUUAAAAAAAUGUUUAGCAGCAAAAAGAAGAAGACGAGUGGUUUUAGAGGUCUCGAUGAUGACGACGACGCGAAGAAGUCGUAG
Bathycoccus prasinos is the source of this 348-nucleotide messenger RNA. RefSeq lists its product with no specific name. Bases 1 to 348 code for a protein of 115 amino acids. The transcript has a single exon. Lineage: Eukaryota; Viridiplantae; Chlorophyta; Mamiellophyceae; Mamiellales; Bathycoccaceae. The record is from RefSeq and is a predicted model, not a curated record.